Molecule: messenger RNA, 1443 nt
Organism: Trichoderma breve
Lineage: Eukaryota; Fungi; Ascomycota; Sordariomycetes; Hypocreales; Hypocreaceae
Product: aminotransferase class I and II domain-containing protein
Exons: 2
Coding region: 1-1443 (480 amino acids)
Biological process (GO): biosynthetic process
Molecular function (GO): L-alanine:2-oxoglutarate transaminase activity; pyridoxal phosphate binding
Source: RefSeq, a predicted model, not a curated record
AUGGGCCGCCUCAACAUCAACAACAUCAACCCGCACGUCCGCGCGGCCGAAUACGCCGUCCGUGGCGAGCUCGCCGUCAAGUCGGAGGAGCUGCGUGCCCAGCUGAGCAAGGGUACCACCAGCCUGCCCUUUGACCAAGUCAUCUCGGCCAACAUUGGCAACCCCCAGCAGCUGGACCAGAAGCCCAUCACCUUCUUCCGCCAGGUCCUCAGUCUGCUGGAGAACCCCCAGCUCCUCGAGAAGGAGGAUGUCCUGAUCAACGGCCUGGGCUACAAGACGGACGUUGUUGAGCGUGCCAAGUGGCUGCUCAAGAACUGCGGCUCUGUUGGUGCCUACAGUGCCAGCAGCGGUGUAUACGCCAUCAAGGAGAGCAUUGCCAAGUUCCUCGAGAGAAGAGAUGGCUUCCCCGCCAACCCUGCCAACAUCUACCUCUCUGCCGGUGCCUCGUCCGGCGUCAACACCCUUCUUCACAUCCUCGCCGAGUCCCCCAAGUCCGGUGUGCUCGUCCCUAUCCCCCAAUACCCUCUUUACACCGCCACCCUCUCCGUCCUCAACGCCACCUGCGUUCCCUACUACCUCGACGAGUCCAAGGCCUGGGGCACCGACCUCGAGGCCAUCCGUUCCUCUUAUGAAAAGGCCAAGUCCGAGGGUGUCGAUGUCCGCUGCAUCGUCAUCAUCAACCCUGGCAACCCCACUGGAGCCUCUCUGUCCGAGGCUGAUGUGCGCGCCGUGAUCGACUUCGCCAGCAAGGAGAAGCUCGUCAUCAUGGCCGACGAGGUCUACCAGACCAACGUCUUCAUCGGCCAGUUCCACAGCUUCAAGGGCGUUCUGCGCAAGCUUCAGCAGGAGAACCCCGGAAAGUACGACGACGUCGAGCUGGCCUCUCUUCACAGUGUCUCCAAGGGCAUGGUGGGCGAGUGCGGUCACCGUGGCGGUUACUUUGAGCUUGUUGGAUUCGACGCCGAAGUCGAAGCCACCAUUUACAAGUUCGUCUCCAUCAUGCUCUGCGCUCCCGUCAUUGGCCAGUGCCUCGUCGAGCUCAUGGUCAACCCUCCCCAGCCCGGCGAGCCCUCGUUCGAGCUCUACGACAAGGAGUACAACGGCAUUGCCAACGGCCUCCGCGAGCGCGCCAACGCCCUCCACAAGGCCUUUGAGCAGAUGGAGGGCGUCGAGUGCGGCGAGCCCCAGGGCGCCAUGUACCUCUUCCCCACCAUCACCCUUCCCCAGAAGGCCAUUGACGCCGCCACUGCCGAGGGCCGCAAGCCCGAUGAGUUCUACUGCAUGAGGCUGCUCGAGGCCACCGGCGUCUGCGUCGUCCCCGGCAGCGGCUUCGGCCAGCGGGAGGGCACCCUGCACUUCCGCACUACUUUCCUUGCCCCUGGAACCGAGUGGGUGAGCCGGAUCACCAAGUUCCACCAGGAGUUCAUGGACAAGUACAGGUAA